AUGGAUCCGUUUCUCGCUGUUCCAAUAGAGGUGCGCCAGGGCAUACUGGAAGGGCUGCCCACGCUGCGAGACUUGCAGUCGGCAAGCCUGUCCAGCCGAGCCCUGCUUGUCGCGAACGUCGCCUCCAGACGCUUUAUUCGCCACCGCGUAUUUCUCAACCAGUACCACGAUCUCGAAGCGGAAAUAAGCCCUGGAAAGAAGAGAAAGAACAGCUCUUUCGCAGUCGCUAAUCGCUGGAUCGAUUAUUUGUCAAAGAAAGAUGCAUACGACGGUCUCAUCCUCCGAGAAGCCAUCUGGCCCCACUUAAUAGCCGACCAAGAGCAGUACAAGCGCACUUAUAGUAGUGGCAAGGAUGUAGAGGUCUUCUGUUCGUGGGCUGAACACCUUGCUUCCUCUUGCCGACAAUUUCACGAUGAGGCCAAAGCGAGGCGCGUCGAAGCAGAGACAUUACGGCUUGUCCCUGCUAAUAUCAUCUAUUUGAGCGAGCCAUGGCUUAUAUGGUUGCAGGCAACCAUCGCCGCUUGCACGAAUCGCGGCGACUACGGCUACGCAGCAUACAUAUGCAAGGACAUGUGGUCCCGCUUUGACCGAAGUCCGGACCAUCGCCACAAGCCUGGAUUGGAUGGGCUCGCACUCGUCAGGAUCACCUCGACACUCUGUCACCAUCAGGACGGUGUUGGAACCGCAAAUCCAUCAUCCAUGGAAGAGGUCAAUUCAGCGCUCCGCUUGGCUUGGGAAUUCCUCCGCGUACAGUGUGCGAGCGGUGGCCCCGUCCACCAGCCUGGCAUGUUCUGUUACCGAUGUCUUGACGCUGCCAAGCUACUCAUCGAAGGAGCCCAACAUUCUCAUGGCGCUGUUGAGCCGGGUCUGCCUCAUCUACAGAUAGUAUGGCAGAGUAUCCAGCCAAGGGGCAUGGCUUUUAAUGCGUGGUCACAUCUCUUCGUGGACAGCCACGACGACCGACUCGCCGGGGUGUUCAUGGUCUGGGCGAGGCUACAAGAAGACAGACGAGGAAUAUUCCUCCAGGAUAUCGAUCUCGACUGGGCCAGGGAUAUUAUCUGGCUGCUCCGGAAGAAGGGUGCGAUGGAACGAAGUCUUGCCUUUCAGGCAGAAGUGUUUGACUUGAUGUCUCCACGCGACCACCAGUAUUGCGCGUUCGGUCGAAAUCUCGCAGAUGCAUAUGUCAAAAACGGUCAGAUACAGCAUGCAAUCGGCGUGAGGGAAAAGGUGCUCGACGAGCUGCCUGAUGUAUCUGCCGUUCGCCCUUCUUGGAUCAUGUCGUUGGCUGGUCUAUACAAGAGAGUCGGCCGGAAUGAAGAUGCGGGUCGUCUUUCGGAAUCUUUGUUGAAGGUGGAUCAUGGUUCAGCGUCUUGA
Molecule: messenger RNA, 1374 nt
Organism: Diaporthe citri
Lineage: Eukaryota; Fungi; Ascomycota; Sordariomycetes; Diaporthales; Diaporthaceae
Exons: 1
Coding region: 1-1374 (457 amino acids)
Molecular function (GO): protein binding
Source: RefSeq, a predicted model, not a curated record